Molecule: messenger RNA, 1565 nt
Organism: Medioppia subpectinata
Lineage: Eukaryota; Metazoa; Arthropoda; Arachnida; Sarcoptiformes; Oppiidae
Source: the annotation of a GenBank genome assembly
CUUUGCUUCAAACAAAUUGUAUAACAGUUUGAGAGAACAUCUCAAUGAAAGAAGUGAUAAGAAAAAUGUUGAUCUGAUUUAAGAUAAUAACUGAACAUAAGUUAUGCAAAAGAUGUGAUUUUGGGAUUGCUAUAAUGGCGGUGACGGGCCGUAAGCAUCUGACCCGAUGCGGCAAAUGUUGCUAUUAUUGCCGCCAAGUGUCCACAUUUCUGUUCUCGCACAUCGGUCUCUGCACUCUCCUCAUAGGCUACGCACUGAUGGGUGCCUUCACUUUCCAGGCACUGGAGCUCAAACACGAGGAGAAGCAGAGGCUGGAGAUGUUGAUGAUUCGCGAGCAUAUGAUUCAACAGCUCUGGAAUAUCACCCAAGAGAGUCGUGUCCUCAGCCAACACGAGUGGACGGUCGCCGCCAAAGACACGUUACAGCACUUUGAGAAGACACUACUCGAGGCCGUCCUCCGCAAGGGUUACGACGGAAGUGAUGACGUGAACCGAAAGUCCUCUCAGUGGUCAUUCUCGGGCUCUUUGCUCUACUCUAUUAUUGUCAUUACAACCAUUGGUUACGGGAAUAUUGCCCCGAGAACUGACUGGGGAAAAGUGGUGACAAUACUGUACGCCAUUAUUGGCAUUCCUCUGAUGUUGUUUUGCUUGUCAUCGAUCGGUCACGCGAUGGCCCACUCAUUCAAAUUCAUAUACUGGAAGUGCUUAUGCUAUCUAUGCGUUGCCCCCAAACGCCAUCGACGGCCGCAACAGAAACGCAAGUCAUUCCGUCGCCGACGAUUGCAGGCCUCACAACAAAUGGAGUUGCAGUCCAUGUCUUCACCGCACGGCCGACGACGCGGACACUCCUCUUACGGCGGAUUUAAUAACCACUGGCGACCCAAUCGUUUCAAUGACUCGACGCCUAUUAUAUGCAAUAAGUAUGCGCUUAACGACGAGAUCAUGGAGUCUACCUCCAGAUUCCCAGGUCCGCCGCCGACCCCUUCGCCGACCGCCACUCCUCCCAGUUUCCAGACAUUAAUGAACGCAUCACUCACUCAACAACCGGCGCCCAAACACACCAUGAAUUCGGUGCGAUUCUUCGGCGACGGCCCUCAGAGUGUACUCAACGACCAAACAGUUAUGGCAUAUCAGCCGCCAAUGCGGGGACCGCUGGAGACGAGCGGCGAUUCCAGCGAUGAAAGUGAGGAGUCGGACGACGAGCGCGAGUCCACCCGAAAGAGUAUACCAAUCACUGUAUGCCUAACACUAGUGAUCAGCUAUAUCUGUGGCGGCGCCUGGUUUUUCUCCAACUCCGAGGACUGGACUUUUCUGGACGCUUCCUAUUUCUGUUUCGUCACUCUCUCGACCAUAGGGUUCGGCGAUCUCGUGCCCGGAAGGACUGUACUCUCACACCCGGCCGACGGACAGAUGACGCUCGCUAUAUGUGCCCUGUAUUUGCUGUUCGGAAUGGCAUUACUGGCCAUGUCUUUGAAUUUAGUGAAGGAGAAAGUGACCAAAUCUGUCAGAUUUAUUGGUCAUCGCAUUGGGAUUCUGGUCAGCGAUGACGACGAUUACGACUUUUGA